Molecule: messenger RNA, 1638 nt
Organism: Acaulospora morrowiae
Lineage: Eukaryota; Fungi; Glomeromycota; Glomeromycetes; Diversisporales; Acaulosporaceae
Source: the annotation of a GenBank genome assembly
AUGGCACUUCAAGAUGUUCGUGUGGUAGUGGCAAUUGAUUUUGGUACAACUAACUCUGCAUUCGCUUUUGCGCACAAAGAUAGGCCCAAAGAAAUAGUGACAUUCAACAGUUGGCCAGGAAAUUACGGGAAUUUUAAAAAUCCCACGGUGCUUAAAUACUGUUCAAGGUAUAAAGAAGUAAUAGAUUGGGGAAAAGAGGCGUUGGUUCAGAUACCCCACGAUGAGUCAGAUAACGAUGAUUCCAAGCCCAUAGAAGAAUUUAAAUUACAUCUAUAUGAAUUGGAUGUUAAACCUUGGUUACCUCCACAAUUGACAUAUAACAAGGCAAUUCAGGAUUAUCUAACCAAAAUGCGAGAAUUGAUUCAGGAUAAAAUUCAGAAAGACCUUCCUACAAUAAAAUUCCCCGACCAAAUUAAGAUUGUACUAACCAUACCAGCUGAAUGGCCUCCUCGUACUACCGACAUAAUGCGCGAAUGUGCAUUCAAAGCCGGUUUAUUGAGCAAUUUGCGUUCAAAGAAUUUGGAAUUUACGACAGAACCGGAAGCCGCGGCAUUACACUGCCUCACCGUAGUAGACGAUCACGAUAUGAAGACCGAAGUCGCUGAUUGUGGUGGGGGUACGGUCGACAUUACGAUGCGCAAGCUCCUUCCAAACAAUGAGCUUGACGAAAUCACAGAACGCACUGGGUAUCCUUGCGGGAGUACUUUUGUUGACAAAGAAUUUCUUAGAUUUCUCGGUGAAAAACUAAGUUUCCAAGCUGUCGAAAAAUUUAAAAAUAAUCAUUACGAAAAGAUGCAAUGCUUGAUUCAGGAAUUUUUCUGUGAGAAAGUCAAAUAUCGAUUCAACGGUGAGAAAAACAAGUGGAGGGUCGUCAAACUCGACUUACAAAGAGAAUGCCCAGAUUUGAUUGAAUGCGUUGAAGGAAGGAAACGGUCGGAGAUGGAGGAUGAUGGGUGGAUCAUAAAGCUGGAUUUCAAUGCGGUUAAAGAUAUGUUUGACCCAGUCAUUAACAAAAUUCUUGAAUUAAUUUCGGAGCAAUUAAAUUCAUCACAGGAAAAGUGUUCAGUAAUAUUUUUAGUUGGUGGAUUUUGUAAAUCUGACUAUCUUUAUCGCCGUGUUCAAGAAAAUUUUCGAUUUCAAGUUCCGAAAAUCGUUAUUCCACAACCUCCCGAUAUUGCCGUCGUUCGAGGUGGAUUGGCUUAUGGAAUCAAUGAUCAAAUUAUCAAGACACGUGUACUUAAAUGGACAUUUGGUGUUGAAGUGGCGCACGAAUGGAUAGAGGGUAAAGACAAGAGGAAACGACGGACGCCAGAAGGUCUUGUAUAUACAUUUGAAAAGUUAGCGCAGCGUGGAACAAAGGUCGACGUCAACAAGAAAUUUUCAAAAACUUUUUAUCCUGUAAGACCAAAACAAGUGACAAUCGCAUUCAAAAUUUUCACCACAAAAGAUCUCGAUGGAAAAUUUUGUGACGAUCCCGGAAUGAAGCAUGUUGGAACCAUGAAAGUCUCCAUCGAUGGGACCAAUUGUCCAAUUGAAUUUUCUUUAACAUUCGGUAGAAUGGAAUUUACGGCAACAGCUGUUAACGAAAAAACAAAACAAGUUUAUCCAGAUGCAACGUUUGAGCUUGAAGUUUCAUAG